UUUACUCAAUUUCAAAUGAAGCAGUCCUUGUCAAAGAAUGUGGGCGUUUUUUUUUGGUUUUUGUUUUUUACAUCAGGCAAAUCCAGUAGGUGCGCACCCAUUUACGGACAGGCAUUAAUCCGGUCGCCUACUGGUCCUUCCUCCUUUUCUACGUCCCUGAGCGAGGCCGCCACCAAAAUGAACGACACAGUUACAGUUAGGACCCGCAAGUUUAUGACGAACCGGCUUCUUCAGAGGAAGCAAAUGGUCGUCGAUGUUCUGCACCCCGGAAAGGCCACAGUCCCAAAGACUGAAAUCCGGGAGAAGCUCGCCAAGAUGUACAAGACCACCCCCGACGUCGUGUUCGUCUUCGGCUUCAGGACUCAGUUUGGCGGUGGCAAGACAACUGGCUUCGCCAUGGUCUACGACUCCCUAGAUUACGCAAAGAAGAACGAGCCCAAGCACAGACUGGCCAGGCACGGUCUCUAUGAGAAAAAGAAGACCUCCAGGAAGCAGCGCAAGGAACGCAAGAACAGAAUGAAGAAAGUACGAGGUACCAAGAAGUCCUCUGUGGGUGCUGCCAGUAAAAAGUGAGCCCAGACAGCCAGGGAUGGUCCUCAUGCUCAAGAUGUUCUUGUAUAUUGUUCUCAAAUAAAAGUUUGGAGAAAACAUCA
Molecule: messenger RNA, 653 nt
Organism: Phyllopteryx taeniolatus (common seadragon)
Lineage: Eukaryota; Metazoa; Chordata; Actinopteri; Syngnathiformes; Syngnathidae
Gene: rps24
Product: ribosomal protein S24
Exons: 6
Coding region: 16-573 (185 amino acids)
Biological process (GO): translation
Cellular component (GO): ribosome
Molecular function (GO): structural constituent of ribosome
Source: RefSeq, a predicted model, not a curated record